This is a messenger RNA of Nomia melanderi (Alkali bee), 408 nucleotides long. RefSeq names its product histone H4. Lineage: Eukaryota; Metazoa; Arthropoda; Insecta; Hymenoptera; Halictidae. The record is from RefSeq and is a predicted model, not a curated record. Gene Ontology annotation, cellular component: nucleosome. Gene Ontology annotation, molecular function: structural constituent of chromatin; protein heterodimerization activity; DNA binding.
UUCUUCGAAGAGUCAGUACUGUGUAUAAACAACUUUCAAUAUGACUGGUCGCGGUAAGGGAGGAAAGGGAUUGGGAAAGGGAGGAGCGAAGCGUCACAGGAAGGUAUUGCGUGAUAACAUCCAGGGUAUCACGAAACCUGCGAUCCGUCGUCUGGCUCGUCGUGGUGGUGUCAAACGUAUAUCCGGUUUGAUUUACGAAGAAACUCGCGGUGUGCUCAAAGUGUUUCUCGAAAACGUCAUUCGAGAUGCCGUAACGUACACUGAGCACGCCAAAAGGAAGACGGUAACGGCCAUGGACGUCGUCUACGCCCUGAAGAGACAAGGACGCACUCUGUACGGUUUUGGAGGUUAAGCCGGACAUCUACGACGUACGAUUACCUGCGAUCGUCAAUCAAACGGCCCUUUUCA